Molecule: messenger RNA, 806 nt
Organism: Selaginella moellendorffii
Lineage: Eukaryota; Viridiplantae; Streptophyta; Lycopodiopsida; Selaginellales; Selaginellaceae
Exons: 4
Coding region: 249-656 (135 amino acids)
Source: RefSeq, a predicted model, not a curated record
UGGUUUUAGGGUUCUCGCAGUGUGCGUGGAUCGAUGGCGAGCGAUGGUGGAGGAGGAGGCGACGCAGGCGAGACAGUGGAGACAAUGCAGCUGCUCCCCCCGCCGGCCAUUACUGUCGCGUCGUCUGGUGAGCCAAUCGUGGCCCUGCUCUCUGUCCCAUGACUCCCUGGCUCCUACUGUGAACAAUGCACUGCUCUACGGACUCGCAGCCAUAAACUGCUUGACAUGGAUGGUACACGGGCGAGCCGAUGAGAAGUUCCUUGUCGAAGCAGUCAACGCUUUUGGGUUUGGCAUGGAGCUUGUCUACACUGUGUACGUGUAGACAAGCCAUGCCAAACCCAAAAGCGUUCACUGCUUCGGCACGAAGUGAUGAAGGCACUUCACUGGCCAGCAGGCGUAAGGGUCUGCGACUGCUUCUCACUCUGGACUGCAUUGGCAUUGCCACCACACUUGCUGCCACUGGAUUACCUUGCCUCAUCCGCUUGUUUCCUCAUCCAGAUGCGCCUCCUGCGAGCAUCCUCGUGGCUCUAGCGGCCUGUGUGUGCAAUCUGUUCUGGGCAAUCUUCUCUUUCCUGGCUGGGAACUACGCGAUGAUGAUUGCUACGAGUGGCGCCGCUUGCUUUGGAGGGCUUCUUGCUCUCCUUUCAUGGUUCUGAGUACUUCCACCACUCUUUUUUGGCUCCACACGAGAUGGAGAGUCUUUUUCCCUCUUGAGUUUUGUUUUUUUAUCUCUACGUUUAGUAGAGAGUCGGCACGACAAUAAAAUCUGUUCGAUACACAGUACUUUCUCCUAUUCUCUAAAUCUA